Molecule: messenger RNA, 483 nt
Organism: Arachis stenosperma
Lineage: Eukaryota; Viridiplantae; Streptophyta; Magnoliopsida; Fabales; Fabaceae
Exons: 2
Coding region: 1-483 (160 amino acids)
Source: RefSeq, a predicted model, not a curated record
AUGGAGGAAGCCAUUUCUGCAACAGACAGCUGGACUCUCUUCUGUAGAGAUAUGGAGUCCGUCAUAAAAUGGCAACCCCCUAUCACCCUCAGACAAGUGGACAGGUUGAAGUUUCCAACAGAAGCUGCAAGAAUCAAGCGAAUGCUUCAGUUGAAUGAGCUUGAUGAAUUCAGAUAUUCAGCCUAUGAGAAUGCCAAGCUCUAUAAGGAGAGAACCAAGCUACUGCAUGACAAGAAGAUUGCCAUCAGAUUCUUUGAGCCAGGACAAAGAGUGCUUCUGUAUAAUUCAAGGCUCAAAAUCUUUCCUGAGAAGCUGAAAUCCCGGUGGUCAGGACUAUUUGUGGUUACCAGAGCUUCACCAUAUGGUCAUGUGGAAAUACAGGAAGAGAAUUCUGACAGGAAAUUUACAGUAAAUGGCCAGAGGUUGAAGCACUAUCUUGGAGGCGAGAUUGAUCGCCAGAGGUCCACUCAUCUACUGAACUAG